GCCGAGGAUGCACAGGAUAAUGUCCCAGCUUGCCUCGGGCUCUGCGCGCCAUGUCCGGCGGUCUUCGCCCGCGGUUUGGCGAGCACUUAGUUCGCGAAGCCUCCACAACCGUGUUCCGCCGCCGUACAAGGUCGAAGAUGGUAUGGGAGACUUUUUGCCGCCAGCAGCUCUCACGAUGAUUGCGGAGGACUACCAGCAAGGUCUCUUAGAUAGGCUCAAUGAGGGAAUUAAGGACACUCCUCAACGGACUAAAAGUGUGACUCAGACCGUGAUUGAGGCUGCUCAAGAUCCAAGCAAGGUUCUCAUGUUCAAUUACGCAAGCGAGGCGUUGAACAACUCGUUCUUCCUACGAUGUCUUAAACCGCCACAACACGGUCUACCUAACCACGAAGAUGACAUCACCCCGUACUUCGGUGCAGCAUUCCGCCAAGACUAUGGAAGCCUUACGCAGCUCAAGUCCACAUUCAGCGCGACCGCCAUGGGCAUUUUUGGUUCCGGCUGGGUAUGGCUUGUUUGCGACCAAACGGGCCAGCUCGCCGUCGUUCCGACUUUCGGAGCAGGCACCCUGUUGGUCCGCUCUCAAGAACGCCUCCAAGCGCGACUCAAAAUUUCGGAUGCCGUUAUAGGCGAGGCCCCAAUCGUAGGGCGGCCCCGUACCAUCCCGGGCGUGAAACCUUCUGGACAACCCGCACCUUCGUCACCUGCGUCAGGUGUAUCAUCGCAGCAGCCGCCAGUGCAUCCGCCAACUCAGACACGCCAGUUGUCGUCGUCAGCACUCAGUGCUUUCGACCUCCCGGGCUUCAAGGCUGCAGGUCUCAACGACAAGGGAGGUAGGGGGCCGCUUGGCGAUGUACUCUUCCCGCUCCUCUGUAUAUCUGUGCACGAACACGCGUGGGUCAGCGCGGGAUACGGUGUUUGGGGCAAAGAGGAGUACAUGAAGCGAUUCUGGAGCGUUGUCAACUGGAAGCAGGUCAGCGAGCACUACGAGACAUAUGUGCCGAACACACUGGCGUCACUUGAGGGAUUUUAGAGGUCUCGAGAGCGGGAAUCAAGAGCAUCGCCCCGCGGCGGGACGACUAGAGGAGUUGCAGCAUAUCAUUGCUCGGUCAUUCCAUUCGCUACUAGCUUACCUACCAACGUACAUCCUAAAAAGUAGUAUUUUAAUGCUUAACGUUUGUCGGUGUUAGGUUAGGGUU
Messenger RNA from Phanerochaete carnosa HHB-10118-sp, 1196 nucleotides. RefSeq lists its product as uncharacterized. The transcript has 3 exons. Gene Ontology annotation, biological process: superoxide metabolic process. Gene Ontology annotation, molecular function: superoxide dismutase activity; metal ion binding. NCBI's taxonomy places the organism in Eukaryota, Fungi, Basidiomycota, Agaricomycetes, Polyporales, Phanerochaetaceae. The record is from RefSeq and is a predicted model, not a curated record. Bases 176 to 1030 code for a protein of 284 amino acids.